ACUCUGAACUGCGAAAGAGCAAGAGAACGUGACGGGUUUUUCUCUCUCCCUAAAGAAUCUUUAUAGUCUUUGAGGGCAUGACAAAACAAGAUUCUUGCUUGUGUUUUGUCUUGGAAAAAGUUGAAGUCGAAAUUUGUCGGAUCAGAUAGUGAAAAAAUAAUCUCUUUCUCAGUAAUUUAAUUUAUUUGCUCUCUGUUUUUUUAGACAAUGUCGAACCUUGUUUAAGAUUUCUAGCCUGCCACAAAGAUUAAAUUCGUUAGUGCAUCACUCUCUCUCUCUCUCUCUCUGUUUUGGUUUGGUUGAUUUUUUGUUUCUCUUCACGCUUUUUAUUUUUGGGGGGUUUGAUGUGAACGCCAUAGACUGUAGUUCUUCAGAAAAGGAAAAUCUCGGGGUUGCGAAAUCGAAUGCCUUUUUUUCUUUCCUUUCGAUUUCUAAUUCUUUUGUGCGUUGUUCGUGGAUAAAGGAAUAAAAUUUCCUGAGGGUCUCCGACUUUAUUUCUUUUCUCCAAUUAAUCAUCUGGGUCGCUUUAUUUUUACGUGUUCUUAUCUGGGUCUGUAGAAAUUUCCUUUUUUUUGUCGCGAGUGUCUGCCUCAGGGGUUAUAUAAAUUAGGGUUUUUGAUUGAUUUCGAGGCGAGUAAUCUGUUGAUUUGCCUCCAAGUGUUCGUACCCUGAUAAUCGAUCUUCAGGAAUAAGCUGCUUUUUCUUUUGAUUUUUAGGGUUUCCAUUCUAUUUGCUGCUUAGAUUCUCGAUUUUCUUGGGGACUUCCUCUCUAUUGUUCUGUCUUCGAGCAGUUCGGUAUGUGUUGAAUGAUGUUUAACGGACAAGGGUUUUCGAGAGAUCGAUGUAAUGUUCUUGCAGUUGUUUGUGAUGAUAAGCAUAAGCAACAAGCACCAGCUAAUGAAGAUCAUCAACGCAGAUACCCUUUUCCUGAGCUCUCUUCUUCAGGACGACUCAAAGUUCAGGUCCUGAAAAAUCCAAGUCCAGAUGAACUCGGGGCUGUUCUUGAAUCAUCAGCUCCGGAGUUUGUCUACUUGCAAGGGGAGCAGAGGGGAGAGAGUGAUGAAGUCGGUCCGUUAGGGUUGGGAUAUGAACUGUCUACACCCGACACCUUAGUUGGCAUAUUCGGUUCCAUGUUACCAACCACGGUUUACUUGGAGGUUCCAAAUGGUGAAGAAUUAGCCGAAGCAUUGUAUUCUAAGGGUGUUCCAUAUGUUAUCUAUUGGAAAGGUGUCUUCUCAAAAUAUGCAGCUUGCCAUUUCCGACAUGCGCUAUUUUCAGUCAUGCAGAGCUCCUACAGCCAUACAUGGGAUGCAUUCAGGCUUGCAGAAGCAUCUUUCAGACUGUAUUGUACGAGGAACAAUGCAGUACUCCUCCCUUCCAAUAGCGAUCAUAUAAUUAAUGAUGAGAUGAGCCCUUGUUUGCUCGGAGAUCCUCCAAAGAUUGAUGUGGUGUCACUGGGAGCAGAUGAACAAGAAGAGGAAAAUUCUCUAGAAAAUCUCCCGUCGAUAAAGAUAUAUGAUGAAGAUGUAACUGCAAGGUUUCUUUUAUGCGGACCGCCAUGCAUCCCAGAUUCAUUCUUAUUGGGACCUUUGGAGGAUGGGCUCAACGCUCUCUUGAGAAUAGAAAUGCGAGGAAGUAAGCUCCACAAUCGAUCAAGUGCUCCUCCACCUCCUCUUCAAGCCGGGACGUUUACACGUGGGGUUGUGACCAUGCGAUGUGACAUCUCGACAUGUUCUUCCGCUCACAUAUCACUGCUAGUCUCUGGUAGUGCCCAGACCUGUUUCAGUGACCAGCUAUUGGAAAAUCACAUAAAACACGAGUUGGUUGAGAAGAGUCAACUAGUCAACUCAGUGGUGAACCUGGAUGAAACAAAGCCGCCUUGCCCUGAGCCUCGGAGAUCAGCCUCUAUAGCCUGUGGUGCGAGCGUGUUUGAAGUUUCGAUGAAAGUGCCAGCAUGGGCUUUGCAGGUAUUAAGACAGAUAGCGCCUGAUGCGUCUUACCGGAGCUUAGUUAUCCUCGGAGUAGCUAGCAUUCAAGGGUUGUCUGUUGCUUCCUUUGAAAAAGAAGAUGCAGAACGUUUACUUUUCUUUUGCACAAGACAGAGAAAUGAUACUUUGGAUCAUUCUCUUCUAACAACGGUUCCUCAGUGGUUAGUGUCUCCUUUACCGAGCAGAAAAAGACCCGAGCCAGGCAGAGGAAGUAAGGAAGUGGAAAAUGGAGGAGGAUCUACGGGAAGUAAAAUCAACGUUGCUGCAAUGAGACCGAUACCUCACACUCGUCGGCAUAAAAUGAUUCCCUUCUCCGGGUAUUCUGAAGUUGGAAGAUUUGAUGGUAGUGACCAAGCCAAAGCUAAUUUGCCUUCGAUACCUCCAAAGCAUGGUGCAUCGGGUGGCACUCCGCUUUCACAUCGUAAAGCAUUUUCGGGUUCUUACCAGAAAAAGCAAAUUAUUUCUUUAAACCCAUUACCUUUGAAGAAACACGAUUGUGGCAGAGCCCCGAUUCAGAUUUGCCCAGAGGAGGAAUUUUUGAGAGAUGUGAUGCAGUUCCUCCUUAUCCGGGGUCAUACACGGCUUGUUCCUCAAGGUGGAAUAGCUGAGUUCCCGGAUGCUGUUCUCAAUUCCAAAAGGCUUGAUCUUUUUAACUUGUACAGAGAGGUUGUAUCGCGAGGAGGCUUCCACGUUGGGAACGGGAUCAAUUGGAAAGGACAGGUUUUCUCGAAGAUGCGUAACCACACGCUAACAAACAGAAUGACUGGGGUGGGGAAUACGCUGAAGAGACACUACGAAACGUACCUCCUGGAGUACGAGUACGCUCAUGACGAUGUAGAUGGAGAAUGCUGCUUGAUCUGUCGCAGUAGCACGGCGGGUGACUGGGUGAACUGUGGAGCGUGCGGAGAGUGGGCCCAUUUCGGAUGUGACAGAAGGCCUGGCCUCGGCGCCUUUAAGGAUUACGCGAAAACGGACGGGUUGGAGUACGUUUGUCCCAGCUGCAGCGUCACUCAUUUCAGGAAGAAAGCUCACAGGACCUCUUCAAAUGGGUUGGCAUUGAGCUAAGUGACUUAGGUUACCUUAUCUUUAUCUCUGUUUUGUUUAGAUUUGGCAUUAGGCAAGAAUUUGUGGUAUGAUUCAUGUGACAAUGCAGGAGCUUUUCUUCUUCUUUUUAAUUUGGGAAUGUAAAUCUCUUUGUCUGUCUUCGAUACCGCAAA
Tarenaya hassleriana is the source of this 3205-nucleotide messenger RNA. Its product is annotated as AT-rich interactive domain-containing protein 4. The transcript is spliced from 16 exons. Gene Ontology annotation, molecular function: DNA binding. The coding region runs from base 807 to 3053 and encodes 748 amino acids. Lineage: Eukaryota; Viridiplantae; Streptophyta; Magnoliopsida; Brassicales; Cleomaceae. The record is from RefSeq and is a predicted model, not a curated record.